Messenger RNA from Amyelois transitella, 1267 nucleotides. RefSeq lists its product as uncharacterized. Lineage: Eukaryota; Metazoa; Arthropoda; Insecta; Lepidoptera; Pyralidae. The coding region runs from base 159 to 479 and encodes 106 amino acids. The record is from RefSeq and is a predicted model, not a curated record. The transcript has 3 exons.
UCGUUCGUUCAGUUCGUUCUUCCGUUCGUUGUUUCGUUGAGCUUUUUAUCUGAUAUUUAUUAUUGUUUGACCCUUGCUUGUUUACUGGACUGUAAUUGAUCGCCUGCCUACUGACCUUAAGGUAUUCUAUACGGACUCGGACUUAUCUUCCUAUCGAUAUGAGGUGUAUCAAUUGUGAUGUUGAUAUACAGAGGUUACGGAGGCAUACCACCUCUUCAUUGCCUAAUGAUCUACGUGCUAUCCUAACAGGAUGGCUAUCUGUUGAGAUACCAAUGGAUAGCAAUAUAUGCCAUGUGUGUUUCGAACUGCUGAAUUCGAAUAUAGCUGCAGAUGGGCGUUUGUUCGGAUUCACAAAGUUAUGUGUUGCUUGUGGCCAUUCUCUUAGAAAAGCACGACAGCGACAUACAUUAGAAAGGAACCAUUCAAUGUUGCAGAAUUUACCGCAGUCACAUCCAGCUUUACAUCAGCCAAAUCCCUGAUGUGCUUCAGUUGUAACAGCUGUAAGGAAUCCGACUCCUCCUGUCUUUCAAACCACUUAAAAGCUAUUUCUAGAGCUUCAAAAGUUUCUGCGUGAGAUGUUCCUUGACAUCAUCCUCAGUUUCAGUCUCUUCUUUGAGAUGAGAGCGGGAGUAAACAUUCGGAGGCGCGUUUUAAUUUGUCGCUACAUGUCUAGUUGCGCGGUACUUGAGCCGUGACGUGAGUUAGGAUAAUUGGGAUUCGGAUAAUCGGGAUUUUAUUGUAUUUAGUUAAGCAAGCAUUUUCAGGGUGUUAAGACUAAUUACAAAUUAUACCUACUGUGAUUUAAUGUACCUUAAAAUAUACAAUUAUUAAUCAAUACUUUUAAGACAAAGAAACAAAUCUGUGAUUUGGUAAUAUUUUAGAUAUUACGUAUAUAAGAUUUAAAUGAUUCUGAAUCAAAGUAGUUUAAUGUAGUACCUAUAGUAAAACUUUACCAAUUGUAACAAAAGUAGGUAUAUUUAAUUUUUACUUAUCAUUUUUGUGUGGUAAGGAUUAAUGAUUUAAUAUACUGUGAGUUAAUUUUAUAAAACAAUAAAAAUAUGCUAUUUAUCAACAUGUUUUUUUAUAUCUUUCUACGUAAUACAUUACAUUAAACACAACAUAAAUAGCAUAUUUUUUGUAUUAGAAGCUUUGGACGUGCCGAGAACUUCAAUAUUAGUGAGACAAGUGAUUUAACUUGACCAGACAUAUCCUGCAAGGGACUGCAAUAUGCUGAUAAUGAUAAAGGGUAAUCCUUUUUAAGCUCAAA